Messenger RNA from Thlaspi arvense, 1461 nucleotides. The record is from the annotation of a GenBank genome assembly. NCBI's taxonomy places the organism in Eukaryota, Viridiplantae, Streptophyta, Magnoliopsida, Brassicales, Brassicaceae.
CUUCUUCUUAUUUUUGCGUUCUCAUAAAAAUAUCUUUGAUACAAAGAACAUCGGAGAGGAGAAAGAUCAGUGUAGAACUAUCGGGAAAUUCUCUAAUUUGGAAUCGAGUUUCAGUUUUGGAGAAAAGAUGGAAGGAGGAGAUGAAGAAGUGAGUAUCAAAGAGCUAGCUUCGAAUCUCACUACUUACAAAGAGCAGCUCGAACAGGUUAGGCAGCUUUUGUCUGAAGACCCUAGAAACUCGGAAUAUGCAGACAUGGAAAAGGAGCUGAAAGAGUCUCCCGUAGCGUGUGUGAACAUCAUUGAUCUUAAUACUCUUAGGUUACUUGAGCAUCUAGCGGACUUGUUUCAGUUAUGGGGUUUGAAAGGUGAGUAUAUAUUCGAGUGCCAUGUAACUCCGGCAGUGGAGUUUGGGUCAGCCAAAAGCAGUUGUUGGAGUAUACAUGAAAUGAAAGUAGGAGAAUUAGCAAGGAAUUCAUCAUUUCUAUCUUGGUUUAUUGUGCAGGUGAUUGCAUUGACGGAGGAGCUCCUUGCAACCGCGAAGCAUAAUGAGAUUUCUCUAUCAGAUGCUGAAGCAACUGCUGGAUCACCGGAUUUACUAGAGGCUGCUUGGGGGAAGGAUUCAAGGAAUGACCCAAUACAUGAGGGUAAGUUCCCCAUUGGAACAAAAGUUCAAGCUGUCUAUAGUGACGAUGGCGAGUGGUAUGAUGCGACCGUCGAGGCACAUACUCUAAAUGGCUAUUUUGUUUCAUAUGAUGAGUGGGGUAACAAGGAAGAGGUUGAUCCAGAUAAUGUGAGGCCAAUAGAGAACAAUGCUCUCUUGGAAGCUGAAAGACUAGCUGAAGCUACCAAGAAUGCUCUCAAGAGGAAGAUUGAGCAAUCUGCGAGUUCUGAUUUUCAAUCCAAAACCCUACCAGCGAAGCUUAAAAUCGAUCCUAAUGAUCCCGAGGAUGUGAAAAUUGCAAAGCGUAAGAAGAUACAUGCUUUUAAGUCAAAAGCGAGGCAGGAGCAACUCGAGGUUGCACAGAACAAGAAACAGAACGCUUGGCAACAGUUUCAGACAACUAAAGCCAAAACUAAAAAGGUAGGGUUCUUUACAGGGAGGAAGAAAGAGAGUAUUUUCAAAUCUCCGGAAGAUCCAUUUGGAAAAGUGGGUGUGACGGGAAGUGGGAAAGGUUUGACAGAUUUCCAAAAGAGAGAGAAGCAUCUUCAUCUUAAGUCUGGUAAUGCUGAGGGCACUGAUGAAUGAGAGAGAGAGAGAGUGUGUUAUGUUUCUAAGUAUUUUAAGGUACUUUAGUCUUUCUGAAAACAUAAAACAGAAAGAUUUAAAACUCACAAGCUUUUUUGUGGAUCUCUACUCUUGUAAGUUGAAUCGAAGAUUAGUUAUUUCUUUCUUUUCAGUCAAAUCGCUUUGUUUCUUUAUAGUUGACUAUAGUGGAGCCGACCAGUCCAGUGAAAUACUAC